Messenger RNA from Capronia coronata CBS 617.96, 1485 nucleotides. RefSeq lists its product as uncharacterized. Gene Ontology annotation, molecular function: amino acid transmembrane transporter activity. Gene Ontology annotation, cellular component: vacuolar membrane. Bases 1 to 1485 code for a protein of 494 amino acids. The record is from RefSeq and is a predicted model, not a curated record. Gene Ontology annotation, biological process: amino acid transmembrane transport. NCBI's taxonomy places the organism in Eukaryota, Fungi, Ascomycota, Eurotiomycetes, Chaetothyriales, Herpotrichiellaceae. The transcript is spliced from 4 exons.
AUGGCGUCUCGCUCGCCGACUCUCCGCCCGUCGUCCGAUCCAUUCGGUGCAGAUCCUGAGAAAGACGCUCCCAACACUCUUAACCAUGUGAACAACAACCAGACGCAAAGAGAGGCCUCUGGCAUGGAACCCACGGCGGAGAAGAGACGCUCCUCUCUCAGCUCGGCUCUUCGACGGUUGAGCGUGAAUCCGAAUGCAGAACCUUUUGGGGAGGACGAGGGCGAGGAUGGAGUCAAAUAUCGUACCUUGAAGUGGUGGCAAUGCAGUAUGAUCAUGAUCGCAGAGACCAUUUCUCUCGGGAUUCUAUCGCUGCCAUCUGUCUUGGCCACGAUCGGGAUGGCUCCGGGGGCCAUUCUCAUUCUUGGUCUCGGUAUUGUAGCGACCUAUUCAGGAUAUGUUAUCGGGCAGUUCAAAGCCGCACACCCCUGGGUCCAUAACAUGGCUGAUGCCGGAUAUGUCCUAUUCCAACCGCUGGGACCACGCUGGGCUGCCGUUGGCCGCGAGGUCUUCGGCGCAGCCCAAACAAUCUUUCUCGUCUUCAGCAUGGCUAGCCAUAUCUUGACCUGGACCAUCUGUCUCAACACUCUGACGGAUGGUGCGGCCUGCACAAUAGCUUGGGGUGUUGUGGGUCUCGUUAUAUUCUGGAUUUUCGACAUACCACGGACAUUGCUGAAGGUCUCCUGGCUCUCUUGUGGCAGUUGUCUCAGCAUCACUUCCGCCGUCAUUGUCACCAUGGCCGGGGUCGGCGCCAGAGACCCAGCUCAAGGUCACUUCCGCGCCACGCAGUCGCCCACGUUUAUCACGGCAUUUUCUAGCGUGACCAACAUCGUCUUUGCAUACGCCGGGCAUGUGGCGUUCUUCAGCUUUAUAUCUGAGAUGAAGGAUCCCAAGGACUUUCCGAAGGCCUUAGUUGCGUUGCAGAUCUCCGACACCGGCAUGUAUUUCCUCGUGGCCAUGGUCAUUUACGCAUACGGAGGUGAUCAGGUCGAGUCGCCGGCGCUGGGUACAGCUGGUCCAAUUGUCGGAAAGGUGGCGUGGGGCCUGGCAAUACCUACCAUCAUCAUCGCUGGAGUGAUAUAUGGCCAUGUCGCCUCGAAGUACAUUUACGUGCGGCUCUUCCGAGGCACAAAGCACAUGUCAAAGCGGACGGUGCUCGCGGUGGGCAGCUGGCUUGCCAUUACGCUGGUAUUGUGGGUGGUCGCCUGGAUCAUUGCUGAAUCCAUCCCGAACUUCAAUAAUUUGCUGUCUCUGAUAUCGAGCUUGUUCGCCUCUUGGUUCACGUACGGGAUUUCUGGCAUCUUCUGGCUCUUCCUCAACAAGGGCCAAUACACCAAGAAUUGGCGGAAGAUCUGCCUGACUGUUGCGAAUCUGUUGUUGUUCGGACUGGGUGCUGCCAUUUGUGGCAUGGGUCUUUAUGCCAGCGGCACUGCCAUCAGCAAUGAGCCGGGAGGAAACAGCUGGACCUGUAAGAGUAAUGCAGAGUAA